CCUUAGUGUGCCACUGUAACUUGAAACCUCUCUCGCCAGAGGGAAGAUGCCUCCUCGUUGAUACUAAACAUUCCACUUCCUCCACGGCUAACACACGACUCGAGCAGCUGCCGCAUCCACGCAUGAAGAUGGCACGGCUACUCCGUCAUCUUCGCGUUUUGUGCGGAGUUUUCUUGUGGAGCCGACCUUCCAACGGUACGAUAGCACCUACUAGCAGUACACCUACGACCAAAACUACCUCCGUGCGCUUCCUUUCGUCACAGCGCAAGAACUACAACAAACCGGUCCCUUCAUUGUCCCCUCCACGAGGACCUUCAUCAGUGCGUGACGCUGCAGCUUCGGUGCAGCGUCCAAAAGCAGGACGACAUGAGCACCCAAUACUCGAAACCACAGCAGGCGUGAAGACAACACUCCUAUCAAACCUCGUCCCGCACGUCGAGGUGCCAGUCGAAGAGUCGUCAGUCUUGACUACCAGCGUGGUAGAGGCGGGGCCUGACGACCACCCAGAUGCAGAAGAGCGCUCGUCUGCACGUCACCGUCUAGAAAGCCGCGGCCGUCAUCUCGGCGCAGCAGGUGGGCCUUCCUGGUACAAAAGCGAAAAACAGUACCUCUUCGUCGAGCUCUGCGUUCUGAUCUUCCUGAUCUGGAUCGUCAUUGUGUUUGAAAAGAUCGAGGCGCUGAUCGAAAAGCGCUUCGAUCAUCAACACCAACAAGUUUGCUCUGGUACGAGCUCGAGCGCAGCUACGGGCGGGUCUUCUUCAAACUCUGUCGACCCGACCCGGCACCACAGUUCUGUCGCGCAAAGCAACAAUAUGACGGAAGGCAGCGCACCAUGUACAGUCACUAGCAUGGUAAAUUCCUCUCCAAGCCUACCACUUCCGGACCAGCACAGCGGACCGGCGCACUCCUCGUACGGAGUCGUACAAAAGGACGAUCACCACGGGAAGCAC
This is a messenger RNA of Amoebophrya sp. A120, 950 nucleotides long. The record is from the annotation of a GenBank genome assembly. Lineage: Eukaryota; Dinophyceae; Syndiniales; Amoebophryaceae.